Messenger RNA from Fukomys damarensis (Damara mole-rat), 2833 nucleotides. RefSeq names its product scaffold attachment factor B (gene Safb). Lineage: Eukaryota; Metazoa; Chordata; Mammalia; Rodentia; Bathyergidae. Gene Ontology annotation, molecular function: RNA binding; sequence-specific DNA binding. The coding region runs from base 91 to 2796 and encodes 901 amino acids. Gene Ontology annotation, biological process: regulation of mRNA processing; regulation of transcription by RNA polymerase II. Gene Ontology annotation, cellular component: nucleus. The transcript is spliced from 19 exons. The record is from RefSeq and is a predicted model, not a curated record.
CCAGAUAAGGAGGAACGCGCCUGCGCACGGCUCCCCGAGGUUGUCACCACGCAUGUGCAGACGCGACUUGGAGCGUCGGUCUCGCGCCGGAUGCGCCUGCGUAGAAGCGAGGCGCGCCGGGCGGCUGGAGCGGUUUCCUCGCAGGCGGCGCCAUUUUGUGCUAGAAGCCGAGAUAAAACCGGCCUGGUUCUGUGUGAAGGGGGCGACGGAACCGGGGUCCCUGGAAUGGCGGAGACUCUGUCAGGUUUAGGGGAUUCCGGUGCGGCGAGCGCAACGGCUCUGAGCUCCGCCUCGUCGGAGACCGGGACGCGGCGCCUCAGCGACCUGCGGGUGAUCGACCUGCGGGCGGAACUGAGGAAACGGAAUCUGGAUUCCAGUGGUAACAAGAGUGUUUUGAUGGAGCGGCUGAAAAAGGCAAUUGAAGAUGAAGGUGGUAACCCUGAUGAAAUUGAAGUUACAUCUGAAGGAAACAAGAAAACAUCCAAGAGAUCCAGCAAAGGGCGGAAACCCGAAGACGAGGGUGUGGAGGAUAACGGGCUGGAGGAGAAUUCUGGGGAUGGACAGGAGGAUGUUGAGACCAGUUUGGAGAACUUGCAGGACAUCGACAUGAUGGAUAUCAGUGUGUUGGAUGAAGCAGAAAUUGAUAAUGGAAGCGUUGCUGACUGUGUGGAGGAGGAGGAUGCUGACAACCUUCCAGAGUCCCUGUCUGACAGUAGAGAGCUAGUUGAGGGUGAAAUGAAAGACCUUCCGGAUCAGCUUCAAGAACAUGCUGUAGAUGAUAAAGAAACUAUAAACAAUUUAGAUACUUCAUCAUCUGACUUCACUAUAUUACAGGAGAUUGAAGAGCCAUCUCUGGAGCCAGAAAAUGAGAAAAUACUCGACAUUUUGGGGGAAACUUGUAAAUCUGAGCCAGUAAAAGAAGAAGGUUCCGAGCUGGAGCAGCCAUUUGCACAGGAUACAAGUAGCGUGGGGCCAGACAGGAAGCUGGCGGAGGAAGAGGACCUUUUUGGCAGCGCCCACCCGGAAGAGGAAGAGGAGGAAGAGCAGGAGGAAGAGGAGGAAGAGGAAGAGGAGGAGGAGGAGGGAGAUUUAGAUUUGGCCAGCGAGUCAACACGCGCUCAGUGGAGCGAGGCAGACACCCUGUUAGCGGUAGUGAAAAGGGAGCCCGUGGAGCAGACAGGCGAAGGCGCGAGGACGGACUGUGAGCCUGUAGGGCUAGAGAAGCCAGUUGAGCAGAGUAGCGCGGCCUCCGAGCUGCCGGAGGCCUCUAGCCAGGAGCUGGCGGAAGCGCCCACGGAAGCCCCGAGCCCGGAGCCCCGAGAUAGCAAGGAAGACGUGAAGAAGUUUGAGUUUGACGCUUGUAAUGAAGUCCCUCCGGCUCCUAAAGAGUCCUCAACCAGUGAGGGCGCUGAUCAGAAAAUGAGUUCUGUUGAAGAUGGCUCGGACUGUAAAAGGCUUUCCCGAGAGGAAAAGGGUCGUAGCAGUUGUAGUAGAAAUUUCUGGGUUAGUGGACUUUCUUCUACGACCAGAGCUACAGAUUUGAAGACUCUUUUCAGCAAGUAUGGAAAGGUGGUGGGGGCCAAGGUUGUGACAAAUGCCCGGAGUCCUGGAGCUCGCUGUUAUGGCUUUGUCACCAUGUCCACAGCGGAAGAAGCAACGAAAUGUAUCAACCACCUGCACAAGACGGAGCUGCAUGGGAAGAUGAUCUCUGUGGAGAAAGCGAAAAACGAGCCGGCCAGCAAGAAAACCUCUGACAAGAGGGACAGCGAGGGCAAGAAGGAGAAGUCAGGCACUAGUGACAGAUCUUCGAACCUCAAGAGGGACGAUAAAUCUGACAGAAAAGACGAUGGCAAAAAGGGUGAAGAUGGAGGUGGAGAAAAGAGUAAAGACCCAGAUGAGAAACCGGGCUCCUCGGAGCGAUCCCGAGCCACAAAAUCAGGAAGCCGAGGCACUGAGCGGAUUGUGGUAAUGGAUAAAUCGAAGGGUGUGCCUGUUAUCAGUGUGAAGACGUCUGGAUCCAAAGAAAGAGCCUCCAAAAGCCAGGAUCGCAAAUCAGCCAGCAGAGAGAAGCGGUCUGUUGUGUCCUUUGAUAAAGUCAAAGAGCCUCGGAAGUCGAGAGACUCAGAGUCCCGUAGGUCCCGCUCGCUGCCGCUCCCUGCACACAAUGGCUGCCUCGUGCCGCGACAGAGGCAGCCGAUGGACGAAACGUCCUGUCCUGUCCCUUGCAGGAGGGACGAUGCCUACUGGCCCGAGGCCAAGCGGGCCGCUCUGGACGAGCGCUACCACUCGGACUUCAGCCGCCAGGACCGCUUCCACGACUUCGACCACAGGGACCGGGGCCGCUACCCCAACCACUCCGUGGACAGGAGAGAAGGUUCGCGGUCAAUGAUGGGAGAACGCGAAGGGCAGCAUUACCCCGAGCGCCACGGAGGACCAGAGCGCCAUAGCCGGGACUCGCGCGACAGCUGGGGCUACGGCUCGGACAAGAGGAUGAGCGAAGGUCGGGGGCUGCCCCCGCCCCCAAGGGACAGGCGUGACUGGGGGGAACACGGCCGAAGACUGGAGGACGACCGGGCGUGGCAGGGCACUGCGGACGGGGGCAUGAUGGACCGGGACCACAAGAGGUGGCAGGUAUGUUCUGUUAGGAGUUCUCUUAAACCGUGUACAAAUAAUUUUUUUUAUCUGCUGCCAUAUUGUAGGGGCCACGUGAUCCCGCGCGGAGGGAUGCAGGGCGGCUUCCGGGGACAGAGCCGGGGCAGCAGGCCCAGCGACGCCCGCUUCACUCGGCGCUACUGAGUACUUCGGAUCCUUUGUCCUGUCCUGUGACCACAGU